GGGGGGCACUUGGGGUGGGGGGGGAAGCGAUGUUUGCCCGUCAGUCGAGUCCGGAGUGAGGAGCUCGGGCGCCGGAGCGGAGGGAGACUCUUCAGCUUAAGCUUGCCGCUGCCACGGCCACCGCCUGGACUUUUGCUCGGAGGGAGUCGCAGAGGGUCUGUCGCCGCCGUCCUCUGGAGGGCAGCGCGAUUGGGGGCCCAGACCUCCAGUCCGGGAGAGAUUUUUCGUCGUCCCCCCUCCCCCCAGCGAGGGAGCCCGAGCGGCCGCCAAACAAAGGUACCAGUCGCCGCCGCGGGAGGAGGAGGAGCCGGAGCUUCAGCCUCAGCAACCGCUGGACCCGCCGCCCUUCUUCCCCCAUCUCUCCCCCGGGCCUGCUGGUUUUGGGGGGGAGCAGGGGAGGGGACUCUGGACGUGCCAGGGUCGGAGCUCGCCUCCGAGGAAGGUGCAGGUGAAUCUGGUAUUUUCGGGGAGAUCGCGGCCCCAGGAUCAUCAUGAAGGCGCUUGAUGAACCUCCCUAUUUGACAGUGGGCACUGAUGUGAGUGCUAAAUACAGAGGAGCCUUUUGUGAAGCCAAGAUCAAGACAGCAAAAAGACUUGUCAAAGUCAAGGUAACAUUUAGACAUGAUUCUUCAACAGUGGAAGUUCAAGAUGACCAUAUAAAGGGCCCACUAAAGGUUGGGGCUAUUGUGGAAGUGAAGAAUCUUGAUGGUGCAUAUCAGGAAGCUGUAAUCAAUAAGUUAACAGAUGCUAGUUGGUACACUGUAGUUUUUGAUGAUGGUGAUGAGAAAACGUUGAGACGAUCCUCACUGUGCCUGAAAGGAGAGAGGCAUUUUGCCGAGAGUGAAACAUUAGACCAGCUCCCACUCACCAACCCUGAACAUUUUGGCACUCCCGUCAUAGGAAAGAAAACAAAUAGAGGAAGAAGAUCUAAUCAUAUACCAGAGGAAGAGUCUUCUUCAUCCUCCAGUGAUGAAGAUGAGGAUGAUAGGAAACAGAUUGAUGAGCUUCUGGGAAAAGUUGUAUGUGUAGAUUACAUUAGUUUGGAUAAAAAGAAAGCACUGUGGUUUCCUGCAUUGGUGGUAUGUCCUGACUGUAGUGAUGAAAUUGCUGUGAAAAAGGAUAAUAUUCUCGUUCGAUCUUUCAAAGAUGGCAAAUUUACUUCAGUACCAAGGAAGGAUGUCCAUGAAAUUACUAGUGACGCUGUACCAAAGCCUGAUGCUGUAUUAAAGCAAGCCUUUGAUCAGGCACUUGAAUUUCACAAAAGUAGGACUAUUCCUGCUAACUGGAAGACUGAAUUGAAAGAAGAUAGUUCUAGCAGCGAAGCAGAGGAAGAAGAGGAGGAGGAAGAUGAUGAAAAAGAAAAGGAGGAUAACAGCAGUGAAGAAGAGGAAGAAAUAGAACCAUUUCCAGAGGAAAGGGAGAACUUUCUUCAGCAGUUGUACAAAUUUAUGGAAGAUAGAGGCACACCUAUUAACAAACGACCUGUACUUGGAUAUCGAAAUUUGAAUCUCUUUAAGUUAUUCAGGCUUGUACACAAACUUGGAGGAUUUGAUAAUAUUGAAAGCGGGGCUGUUUGGAAACAAGUCUACCAAGAUCUUGGAAUCCCUGUCUUAAAUUCAGCUGCAGGAUACAAUGUUAAAUGUGCUUAUAAAAAAUACUUAUAUGGUUUUGAGGAGUACUGUAGGUCGGCCAAUAUUGAAUUUCAGAUGGCACUGCCAGAGAAAGUUGUUAACAAGCCUUGUAAGGAGUGUGAAAAUGUAAAAGAAAUAAAAGUUAAGGAAGAAAAUGAACCAGAAAUCAAAGAAAUAAAGAUUGAAGAGGAAGCCAAUAUAAUACCAAAAGAAGAAAAGCCUCUUGAAGAGGGUGUUGAAAGAAAGGAGAAUACUCAGCCCUCUCAGGGGAGUAAAAAGAAUUUAUUAGAAUCUAUGCCUACACAAUCUGAACAGGAAAAAGAAGUUAACAUGAAAAAAACAGAAGAAAAUGAAAACCUGGAAGAUAAAGAUGAUGAUACAGCUGGAGCAGAUGAACCUCUCAGCAUAAAGGUAGAAGCUGGAGAAGAAAAAGCAAAAUCUGGAGAUGAAACGAAUAAAGAGGAAGAGGAAGAUGAUGAAGAAGUAGAGGAGGAGGAGGAGGAGGAGGAGGAGGAAGAGGAUGAAGAGGAUGAUGACAACAAUGAGGAAGAGGAGUUUGAGUGCUAUCCACCAGGCAUGAAAGUCCAAGUGCGGUAUGGACGAGGGAAAAAUCAAAAAAUGUAUGAAGCUAGUAUUAAAGAUUCUGAUGUCGAAGGUGGAGAGGUCCUUUACUUGGUGCAUUACUGCGGAUGGAAUGUGAGGUAUGACGAAUGGAUUAAAGCAGAUAAAAUAGUAAGACCUGCUGAUAAAAAUGUGCCUAAGAUAAAACAUCGCAAGAAAAUAAAGAAUAAAUUAGACAAAGAAAAAGACAAAGAUGAAAAAUACUCUCCUAAAAACUGUAAACUCCGGCGCUUGUCAAAACCGCCAUUUCAGACAAAUCCAUCUCCUGAAAUGGUAUCCAAAUUGGAUCUUACUGAUGCCAAGAACUCUGAUACAGCUCAUAUUAAAUCCAUAGAAAUCACUUCUAUCCUUAAUGGACUUCAAGCUUCUGAAAGUUCUGCUGAAGACAGUGAGCAAGAGGAUGAAACAAGUGUUCAGGACCUAGAGAACCAUGGCAAAGAAGAAUCUAAGAUGGAUCAUUUGACUCACAACAGAAGUGAUCUUCCAUCCAAAGAGGAACAGAACAGUUCAUCUUUGCUUGAAGAAAACAAAGGCCACGCAGAUUUGGUAAUAGCCAAACCCUUGUCAAAAUCUCCAGAAAGCUUAAGAAAAGAUAUGGAAGCCUUAUCUGAAGAUACUGACUAUGAAGAAGAAGAUGAAGUCACAAAAAAGAGAAAGGAUGUUAAAAAGGACACCGCUGAUAAAUCUUCAAAGCCACCGGUGAAACGUGGUAAGAGAAGGUACUGCAAUACCGAGGAGUGUUUAAAAAGCGGCUCCCCCAGUAAGAAGGAGGAUAAGGCCAAGAACAAAGAAGCCCUUUGCAUAGAAAACAGUAGCAAUAGCUCCUCAGAUGAGGACGAAGAAGGAAAGUCCAAAGCCAAGGUGACACCGACUAAGAAAUACAAUGGUUUGGAGGAGAAGAGAAAGUCUCUACGGACAACUGGUUUCUAUUCAGGAUUUUCAGAAGUGGCCGAGAAAAGGAUAAAACUUUUAAAUAACUCUGAUGAAAGACUUCAGAACAGCAGAGCAAAAGAUCGAAAAGAUGUCUGGUCAAGUAUUCAGGGUCAGUGGCCUAAAAAAACGCUGAAGGAGCUUUUCUCAGACUCUGACACUGAGGCCGCAGCCUCCCCACCCCAUCCUGCCCCAGAAGAGGGGCCGGCUGAGGGGUCCCUGCAGACUGUGGCCGAGGAGGAGAGCUGCUCCCCCAACACCGAUCUGGCUGCCCCGCCCUCGGCCGGUGCAGAGGGCAAACCCACUGAGGAGAAGCCAGCUGAAGUCAGUGACAAAAAAUCGGAAUUUCCGAGCAGCGGCAGCAAUUCAGUGCUCAAUACCCCUCCCACAACACCUGAGUCCCCUUCCUCAGUCACCGUGACGGAAGCCAGUCGGCAGCCACCUUCUGUAACAGUGUCAGAGCCUCUGGCCCCAAACCAUGAGGAAGUCCGCAGCAUCAAGAGUGAGACCGACAGCACAGUCGAAGUGGACAGUGUCGCGGGGGAGCUGCAGGACCUGCAGUCAGAAGGGAACAGCUCGCCCACGGGCUUUGAUGCCAGCGUGAGCUCGAGCAGCAGCAAUCAGCCUGAGGCAGAGCAUCCCGAGAAAGCCUGUACAGGUCAGAAAAGAGUGAAAGAAGCUCAGGGAGGAGGAAAUUCGUCAAAAAAGCAGAAACGAAGCCAUAAGUCUGCAGUGGUAAACAACAAAAAGAAGGGGAAAGGCACAAAUAGUAGUGAUAGUGAAGAACUUUCUGCUGGUGAAAGUGUAACUAAGACUCAGCCCAUCAAAUCAGUUUCCACUGGAAUGAAGGCUCAUGGUACCAAAUCUCCUGCUAGGACGCAGUCUCCAGGAAAAUGCGGAAAGAAUGGCGAUAAGGAUCCUGACCUCAAGGAACCCAGUAAUCGAUUACCCAAAGUUUACAAAUGGAGUUUUCAGAUGUCGGACCUGGAAAAUAUGACAAGUGCUGAACGCAUCACAGUUCUUCAAGAAAAACUUCAAGAAAUCAGAAAACAUUAUCUAUCAUUAAAAUCGGAAGUAGCUUCCAUAGAUCGGAGGAGAAAGCGUUUAAAGAAGAAAGAAAGAGAAAGUGCUGCCACCUCCUCGUCGUCGUCCUCGCCUUCAUCCAGCUCCAUAACGGCUGCCGUCAUGCUGGCGCUGGCUGAACCGCCCCUGCCCGGCGCGCCCCAGAACGGAGUGUCGGUGGAGUGCAGGUGACGGCGGGCUGGCCAGGCACUCUGCACUUCCGGCUCCGGGCCGCGCCUUUUUAUACUGCACAGCGGCACAAACAAAUCAGACAAGCACUAUUUUAUAUUUAAAAUUGUUUCUUGACAAGCUGACUUGGCACUUAAGUGCACUUUUUUUAUGAAGAAAAAGUACAAUGGACUGCUUUUCCUCAAGCAAUAAUUGUUUCCAACUUGUCUGGGAAUUGUGUGUCUGGUAACUUGAAGGCCUUCCACUGUGGCAAAUGGAGGCUUUUCACUGCCUGUAGAGACGAUACAGUAAGCGUAGUUGUUGGGUGGCCAGAACAUGUUAAGAAAACUUACUGUAUAUGUAUUCCCUUGUAUUUUGUUAAAGCUGGAACAUUUGAUAUUUUUCCAUUUAUUUAUGAAAAAAUAUGAACCUAUUUUCAUUUGUACAAGCUAAUUGUUUUUUAAAGCAAGUCACCUUAGGGUGGCUUUAAUUGUAUAAGUCAAGCACAUGUAAUAAAUUCAAAACCUGCAGUUAACAGGAUGUUAGACAUCAAUCCUGAUAACCAAAUAUUAAAGAUUCUCUUUAAAAAAAAGACUGAACAUGUUUACAGGUUUGAAUUAGGCUAAAAGGUCUUGCAGUGGCUUUUCAUGCCCCUUCAAAUUGGAAUGGAACUACUGUACUUUGCCAUUUUUCUAUAAAUCAGUAUUUUUUUUUAAUUUUGAUAUAAUACAUUGUGUGAAAAAAGAAAAUGGCUAAUAAACUGUAUUAAAUCUUAAACAAUGUAUAAAGAUUGUACUUAGCCAGUUCAAAGUGUAUAUUUAUUCAUAAUGAAUUAUAACAGUUAUAUUUUUGUGUUUUCUUGUAAAUGUUUCUUUUUCUUUAAAUACAGAUAAUUCAUUUGUAUUGCUUAUUUUAUUAUGAGCUACAACAAGAGGACUUCAGGAGCAAGUAAACUUUAUUAGUAUGGUUCAAGGCUGUUGCUGCGAACCGUCUCAAAAGGAUGGUGGUUAUUUUAAGUAUAAAUAGCUAAUUGGGGUGGUAGGCCUAUAAAAAUUAAAUGCCUUGUAUAAAAUCCAAAAUGAACGCAAAAUUGUUUUCACUUGUGUUGACUUUAUGUUGUAUGAUUCCAAUCUCUGUUCUGUUUGGCACUUGUAUUUAAUUCUACACCUUUGUAAGACAUUUGUAUAUUGCGGAUGUGUUCAUUCAAGCUAUUUAAUACCUGGCACUGUUAAUACACAGUACUUUACUGUACAGACUGUUUUACUGUUUUAAUUGUACUUCUGUGUACUUUUUUUGGAUGGAGCUGGCAUGUUUUAUUUGUUUUCUGGCAAUACGACAUGUGAGAAUUUCGAAGCGUUUUGUUGUAGAUGCUAACGUGUCAGAAUCCUUUACAUUCAACUUUUCUAAGAAAAGCAUUUUCAGUCUUGUAGUGUGUGCUUACAGUAACUAAUUUUGUUGAAAAUGGUUUCAAGUUAUUCAAAUUUGUACAGGACUGUAAAGAUUUGUUGACAGCAAAACCUUGAAGAAAAGCUUAUAGAAUAAAAGCUAUAAAGUAUAUAUUAGGAUCUGCAAACAAUGAAGAAUUAUGUAAUAUAUUGUACAAAUGUAAGCAAAGGCUCUGAAAUAAAAUGCCAUAGUUUGUGAAUCCUUGA
Molecule: messenger RNA, 6064 nt
Organism: Capra hircus (goat)
Lineage: Eukaryota; Metazoa; Chordata; Mammalia; Artiodactyla; Bovidae
Gene: ARID4B
Product: AT-rich interaction domain 4B
Exons: 24
Coding region: 492-4436 (1314 amino acids)
Biological process (GO): regulation of transcription by RNA polymerase II
Cellular component (GO): nucleus
Molecular function (GO): transcription cis-regulatory region binding
Source: RefSeq, a predicted model, not a curated record